This is a messenger RNA of Laccaria bicolor S238N-H82, 1494 nucleotides long. RefSeq lists its product as uncharacterized. NCBI's taxonomy places the organism in Eukaryota, Fungi, Basidiomycota, Agaricomycetes, Agaricales, Hydnangiaceae. The transcript is spliced from 13 exons. The record is from RefSeq and is a predicted model, not a curated record. Bases 1 to 1494 code for a protein of 497 amino acids.
AUGAACGCUGUUUUCGCCCAAGUUGAAGUGCCCGGCCCUCACGAGAACGACGCGAUCACGAGUACACGUGAUCUUGGUUCAAGUUCGCAGAGAAAUUUUUGCACUCUUUCUCCCUUCCCCACCGGCUCCCUCAUGGCUCCCUUCGCUGGUACUGAUUGUUCUCUUGUGCCCCUACCACUCCUCCGCUUGUCCACAAACCCCACGCCUUGCUCUCAGAUGGCAACCCAUUUGAACCGCAAUUUGCCCACUUGGAAUGAUACAUCUUACAGCUCAACAUAUCUCACCUCAACAACAACAACCGAAGCUUGGAGCACAGUUAUCCUCUCUCACAGUUCGAAUAUAUCUCUUCAAUCUCUGUAUUGGUUCAAUCUAACACAUCCUCGCAGAGUCAACUCUUGUGAAACACGCAGCGGGGGAAACGAAGCAGUGAGCCGCGUGAGCCGUCUCUCGUCGCCGAUCCAGCCUUUCGUCGGCAUACUGACAUGCAAUCUCAUUGCUCCCCCAGACCACGAAUUGAACUCCAUGACCAUCCCUACCGCUAUCAAGGCACGACCACCGCGUGUUCACGACAACGAUCGCGAACCACGACCACCACGUGUCCACGUCCACAACCACGACCACACCCACGCGACUGUGACCACGCCUAGGUGCAAUCUCAUUGCUCCUCCGAACAACCGAGUGAACGGCGCGCUGCCCACCGACACCUUUGGCCGAGGAAGAAAACCGCGCUCAGCCAGUUUCGCUAUCUCUCUCGGAUCGUUUAACCGCGUACCGGUCAUUGUCACCGCCCGUAACGUCUACCUGUGCGACGCAAACUCAAGCAGCGUAUACACUGCCUGUCAACCUUCCAAUCGUAGGUUACCACUGGAGGACGAGUCGGGAACAUUGUGUCUCGGAUUUGUACGGAAUGAGUUUUCACGAGGCGCAGAGGAGAGGAUAGUUGUUCAGGAGAACGGUCAACGCCAGCGCUCUAUCGCAGGCGAUGAACCAACGCCGACGCGGGGGCUAUUCUUUACGGUGUUAAACCUCUCAGUUGUGCAGGAGAAGGGCCAUGGCAAGUGCCCCAUCGCAGGCUCAAGAGUUAAGAUCGAUCGACUGGGAAACGUUCAAGGCCCGACGCACUCAACUCACUACGAUCGCCUUGGACCCCCUCCAAUACUUAGAGCUGCCAGGGAGACGUCUUCUCCUGCACACGAAACUGGGUGUGAAUGUGCGAACUCUUACGGGGGAUAUGGGGUUGAAAGGACGCUGAGGUCUGAGCUUUCAUUCCGGGGGGUCACGUACGUGUCCCCUGGGUUCAGUCAACUUCGUUUUGCUGAUAACCUUCUGUUGUGCGUGAUCGUCUGGAUCCCCCUCCGCAGUCCGGGCCGCAUUUGCACCGCUCGCCUCGUUUACGAAAAAUCACAACCACAUCCACGCAUCCGUAACCCAGCGACCCCCCUCAAGCAAAAUAUCAGCACAUGGGCUGACGCUGCUUUUGCCUACGUUAAUUAG